CGCCGACUGCUCGGACGGAGAGAAGUGUAUUAACAGCAAGUGCAUGAUAUCCUGUAUCACGCAUUCUCAGUGUCAAUUCGACCAGGCGUGUGUGAGCGGAGGAUGUAUCCUUGGUUGCCGCAGCAACAAAAAUUGUCCCCCUAUCGAAUCGUGCAUCAACAGCAAAUGUCAAGAUCCCUGCAGCAGGAAGGACGUCUGUGGACCGAAUGCGAUUUGCAGUUGUGCAAAUCACGCGAUCACCUGCACUUGUCCUCUCGGCUUCCACGGUAAUCCUACUCCGGAGCAAGGUUGCGUGCGAAUUCCGAGCUCGUGUGAAACUCCGCAAGACUGUCCCAGCCAACACCUGUGCGUCUCCGGACUGUGCCAAUGCCAAUGUUCGGAACAGAACAACUGCGCGCAAGGCGAGCGUUGCAAAAACGGCAUCUGCGUGAAGAUCUGUUACAGCGACAGCAACUGCCUGCCCGGCGAGCUGUGCAUCGAUGGAACGUGCGAAGCGGGUUGUACCUCCGACGUCGGCUGCAAACGCGACGAAGUCUGCAUUAACAACAAAUGCAGAUGUAGCCACGGAUUUAUCGCUGGUCCGGAGCACUGCCUGGAUAUCAACGAAUGUGAAGAUCAACCCUGCCACCCGAGCGCGGAUUGUAUUAAUCUUCACGGAUCUUAUCGAUGCACAUGUCCCCUGGGCACUGCGGGCGAUCCCGUGGGAACGGGCUGCGUGCUUCCGCAUCAAUGCACCGCGCACACGGACUGUCCGGACUCGCAGGCCUGCAUUCAUCACAACUGUUCGGAUCCGUGCUCCUCGGUUGAUUGCGGAUUGAACACGAUUUGCUCGGUCUUGGAUCACGUGGCCGGUUGCCAGUGCCAACCUGGUUACAUCGGCGAUGCUUCGGGUUGCUUCAAAGUGGAGUGCCUUUCCAACAGCGACUGUCCGACGGACAAAUACUGCAAUCAGGAAACCAAUAAGUGCAGCAGUCCUUGCAAUCAAGUGAACUGCGGAUAUGGCAACUGCGUGGCUGUCGAGCAUAUCAGCGUGUGCAAAUGUUAUCCUGGCUUCAUUCUCGUCGGCGACAUCUGCGGUGAUGUGAACGAGUGCUUGCAGGACCCUUGCCAUUCUUCAGCCGUAUGCCACAAUACGGAGGGAUCGUUCGCCUGCACUUGCCCGCAUGGUCUAGUGGGGGAUCCGUUCAAGGCCGGCUGUAAGCAGCCCGGCGAUUGCUUUACGGAUUCAGACUGCCCGAAUUCGGCUGCCUGCAUUGACAACAAAUGCACUAAUCCGUGCGAUACAUCGGGCAUUUGCGGCAGAAACGCGGAGUGCCUUGCUCGCGACCACGUUCCGGUCUGUAGAUGUCCCGGACAGACCACAGGAAAUCCAGCAACCGAAUGUAUCCAUCUGGAAUGCAAUUAUCAUAGCGACUGCAGCCAAUCGGACGCAUGCUUCGAUCAUAAAUGCGUCGACCCCUGCUCGCUUUCGAACGUUUGCGGACACGGAGCCGAUUGUUCGUCGCUCAAUCAUAGCGCUGUGUGCACCUGUCAGCCUGGCGGUACAGGUGACCCGAAUCUCGGAUGUACUCCUGUUCAAUAUUGCAAGAGUGACUCGCAGUGUGCGACCGGGUCAGCGUGUAACGGAGGUAUAUGCACAGCGCUCUGUGGAAGUACGAGAGACUGCAUCGGCGAUCAACUCUGCAUCAACGGUCUCUGCCAACCUACCUGCCGAAGUAACUCAAGCUGCCCAGAAUAUCAAUACUGCCAUAAUAACAUAUGUGUUCAAGAAUUACGCUGUAUAACAGACAAUGAUUGCUCAUACGAUGAAAAGUGCGUUAAGAAUAAUAUCGGACAGGCGGAGUGUCGCAAGGCGUGCGACUUAAUACUCUGCGGCCGUAACGGCGAGUGCAAGGCUGAAAAUCACCUCGCCACGUGUUCCUGCAAGUCCGGCUUCUUCGGUAAUGCGAAAGACGACAAGUUCGGCUGCCAACCGGUCGAAUGUGAGGCUAACGACGACUGUACUCAGGAGAAGAUCUGCGACCUACACAGAUGUAGAAUCGCUUGCCUGGCGCACAAUCCCUGCGGCACGAACGCUAUUUGCACAACGGAGAAACACGUUCAAGUUUGUACGUGCCAGCCCGGCUACACGGGAGAACCGACGCGUGCCUGCGAACUGAUCGACUAUUGUGCGAAUGCACCUUGUGCGCCCGGCGCGUUGUGCGAAAACUCGCGCGGAUACUUCAGGUGUCACUGCCAACCCGGCACCGUCGGGGAUGCUUACAACAGCGGCUGCCAACCGCCGGUGGAGUGCCUUCACGAUACCGACUGUCCUCUGACUGCCAAGUGUGUCAACAUUAACAACGUACCGAAAUGUUUCGAUGCUUGUGCGCGCAUCAGGUGCGGUCCAAACGCGGACUGCGUCGCGAGCAAUCACGUCGCGAACUGCCAAUGCCGCGCCGAUUACGAGGGCGAUCCUGGUAAUCUGAGCAUAGGAUGCAGACCGAAACCGGUGGUGUGCUCGUCGCACGUCGACUGCUCGGUCAAUACCUACUGUUACGAGGGCAUUUGUCGACCAUCCUGUCAGUCGGACGAGGAGUGCAACUUAUCCGACGUCUGCUUGAACGGGCAAUGCCUGGACCCAUGCGACGUGCGGGCGUCCUGCGGCAUAAACGCCGAGUGCAAAGUGCGAAGUCACAUCAAGCAAUGCAGCUGCCCACCGGGCUUCACCGGUAACUCCGAAGUGGAAUGCGUAAGACUACCGGUGUCCUGUCUGGGAAGCAAAGACUGCAGCGCAGGCAACACCUGUCGCGAGAACGUCUGCCUGCCGAUCUGCACCGUCGACAACGAGUGCGCGCUGAACGAGAAGUGCAUCAGCGGCAAUUGUUUGCUGACUUGCCGUUUGGACAACGACUGUUUCCUGGGCCACAUUUGCCUGCACAACAUGUGCUCGUUCGGCUGUCGCGCCGACGAGGAUUGCAACGCGAACGAGGCAUGCCUGGGCAACAAGUGCGUGAACCCGUGCGAGGCCACGCCGUGCGGACCGAACGCCAAGUGCACCGUCUUCAAUCAACGAGCGACGUGCUCCUGCCCCGUCGGCUUCAUCCCGAACCCCACGGCCAAGGUCGCGUGUCUCAGGUCACCUGGCCCGAUCUGCCAGGCUAAUCGGGACUGCGCCAUAGGCACGGCUUGCAUCGCCGGCGUCUGCACGGCCGUCUGCUCGACGAACGCGAACUGCUUGAGCAACGAGAGAUGCGACAGCACUGGCAUCUGCAAGUCGCUCUGCAGGCGGGACGAGGAUUGCAGAAGCGGCGAGAUCUGCGAGGGUCUGGUGUGCGUCGCCGGUUGUCGCGCGGAUAUCGAGUGCCAGGAUAAUUACGCGUGUGUCAACAAUCAAUGCACUGAUCCGUGUCUAUUGCCUGGCGCUUGUGGCGUAAAUGCCAAGUGCACGACCAUCAAUCACCAGAAGGUAUGUUCGUGUCCGCUGCCUUUGGUCGGAGAUUCGCAAAUUGGAUGCAAGCAGGCGUUCCUUCCUUGUUCAUCGGAACUGGAAUGCUUGCCCGGACAAACGUGUUACGGCAGAUCAUGUUAUUCCACCUGCAGAAGUGACGCGAAUUGUUUGAGCGACGAGCGGUGCGACGGCGGUAUUUGUAAGGCAAUAUGCAACAGUGACGACCAUUGCGUUGCCAACCAGAUAUGUCACAGUCGCAUGUGCGACAUUGGAUGUCGUAGCGAUAACACGUGUCCAAGCGACGAGUCCUGCAUCAACAAUCAAUGCAGAAGUCCAUGCGAAGGUGGCAAGGCAUGCGGCGACUGUGCCGGAUGUCGGGUGGUCAAUCACGUGGCUCAAUGCAGCUGUCCAGCCAAUUAUUACGGCAACGCGUUGAUUAAUUGCGCGAAGACCAUGAUCCCUUGCGACGGCUCGUGUGAGUGCGACGAAAUCGGAUUCUGCACCACCGGCUGCCACCAUCAGGAUCACUGCUCGUGCGGGGAGGUCUGUCACAACGGAAAGUGCCGCAUCAAGUGCGACGUCAACAACGCCUGUCCCAAGGGCUACGUGUGCGACGGAGGCAUAUGUCUGAUCGGCUGUCGCACGCACUCCGAUUGCCCGGCAUCGUUGUCGUGCGCGAACGGCCAAUGCGUGGACCCAUGUUCCGCCCACGGAUCACCCUGCGGAAUAAACGCACUCUGCCGCGUCUCGAAUCAUCGCGCGGUUUGCCUGUGUCCGGAGGGCUACCAGGGCGAGCCGAGCCAGGAGUGCUACCAGCUCGAGUGCCAUCACGACGACGAUUGCGAACCGAACAAACGUUGCAGCGAAUACGGGGUCUGCACGAAUCCGUGCUUGCAGCACAGCGUCUGCGGCUUCAACGCGCAGUGCCGGGUGAUCAACAGGAAGGCACAGUGCUCUUGCCCACCGGGACACGUCGGCAAUCCAAAGAUCAACUGCAAGAAAGGUGGAGACGAAUGUUUACGAAGACCUUGCGGUAUCAACGCCAAAUGCCGAGAAACUGUGAGCGGUUUCGAAUGCACCUGUGAUCCGGGAUGCCACGGCGAUCCGCAUCAGGCGUGCCUCUGCGACGGCGAUCUCUGCAAGGACACGCGUUGCGGUGUCAACGCAGCCUGCCGAAUUUACAAGAAUCAGCCGCAAUGUUAUUGCCCACCGAGCAACCCAUCGGGCGAUCCAAUGCACGCAUGUAGCUCAGAUAGGGAUUUGGGUGACUGUCGGAUUAACGGCUGCGGACAGAAUGCCGAGUGUAUUAGGGACGGAGCUAUAUUCGUCUGCCGAUGUCCGCCAGGUACCAGCGGCUCGCCGGAUAUCGAGUGCACGACAGACGUGAAAUGUACGACGCACAGCGACUGUCCGGUCCAGCUGGCGUGCGUGAAUCAACAGUGCCUGAAUCCUUGCACCUUGGGCAAUCCGUGCGACUUCGUCGAGGUGUGCCAUGUCCAGGAUCACAGACCGGUCUGUGUCAAACUGGAUACCAACGAAGCGGAGUGCCCUUACUGCCCACCUGGUAUGCAGUGCGACCCAUCGACGAACACCUGCGUCAAAGCGGGUUGCACUAGCAACAGGGAUUGCCCCUUGACAGAGGCGUGCAUUGGGCACACUUGCCAGGAGCCAUGUCUGGUUCGGAAUCCUUGCGCGGAACACGCUAUUUGUAUUAAUACGAAUCACGGAGCAGACUGCAGCUGCGAGGAGGACUACCACGGCAACGGGUUCUCCUAUUGCGAUUUGGUGGAGGAAGGCAAGAAUAUCUGCCAAUACAACGAGGACUGUCCUCCGAACAAGUACUGCGAUCGACUCAACAGGGAAUGCAUCAAUCCGUGCGCUGAGUAUGACUGCGGGGAGAAUGCGAAGUGCGUGUCCAGUAAUCACGAGGCGCAGUGCACGUGCCUGCCAGGAUACCGCGGGAAUCCCCAUGUCGGUUGCCAAGACGAGACAUUCACUUCCGAUCCUUGCGUGCCGAAUCCGUGCGGUCUGAACGCCCUGUGCGAGAACGACAAUGGAAACCCCGUUUGUUUCUGCCCGAAGGGUCUAACCGGCAGUCCGUUCGAGCAAUGCAUUCCAGAAGGCGACCAGUGCGAGGGCAAUCCAUGCGGCGUUAAUUCAGGAUGCCGAGUGGUGGGCGGACAGGUGAAGUGCUUCUGCUUGCCAGGAUACGAGGGGGAACCGCCGCACACCCCUUGCGUACUACCCAGCACUUCCUGCGAUCCUUCUCCGUGUGGCCCCAAUACUCGCUGUACAGUGUUGAGCAACGGCUUCGCGAAGUGUACCUGUCUACCAGGAUACAUCGAGAGCCCUAACACGAUCAGGGGAUGCGUGCCCAAAGCCGACCAAUGCGAAUCGAAUCCCUGCGGUUCCGGAGCGGCAUGCAACAGCACGAGAGUGCCACCUUGCUACUGCCCGGAUCUCAUGGUCGGAAAUCCGUACAAGAGCUGCGGAGCGCGACCAUCCGGACCGUACGAUCUCUGCUUGUUGUCACCUUGCGGCAAGAAUGCUAUUUGCACCUCGUUCGAUGGCGUGGCUAAGUGCACAUGCGUACCGCCAUUCGUCGGCAAUCCCUACGUGGACGGCUGCGAAGCUGAGUGCAUCGUUAAUCGCGAUUGCGAGAAUCAUCUGGCCUGCUUCAAUCAGCACUGCAGAGAUCCAUGCCCGGGUGUAUGCGGCGCUAAUGCGCGCUGCGAGGUCGUCGAUCACCUUCCAAUGUGUUCCUGCCUGCCAGGAUACACCGGCGAUCCGUUCAGAUCCUGUAAAGUGGAGAAGCCUUCAGUGCCAGAUCAAAAUUCGUGUAUGCCAUCACCGUGCGGGCCACACAGCAUCUGUCGCGUAAUGAAAGACCGCGCAGUGUGCUCCUGCAGUCCGGGUUACCAAGGCACACCCCCACAUUGCCGCCCUGAGUGUCUCGUCAGCACUGAAUGCCCGACUCAUUUGGCUUGCAUUAAUCAAAAGUGUAAUGAUCCCUGCCCGGGCUUGUGCGGCUUGAAUGCUCAUUGUCAAGUCCUCAAUCACAAUCCGAUCUGCAGCUGUCCUCGUCAGUAUGUCGGCGAUCCAUUCACGCAAUGCGUCAAAGAAGAACCUCUACCUCCGACCAGGAAUCCUUGUUUACCAUCGCCCUGCGGCCCCAAUGCCGACUGCCGCGUCCAAGAGGACCAUCCCAUAUGCACGUGCAUCAGCGGUAUGUUUGGGGCACCGCCGAAUUGCAGACCGGAGUGUGUGAUCGAUCAGGACUGCGCUAGUUCCUUAUCGUGUAUCCAAAAGAAAUGUCUGGACCCGUGCGUUGGAUCCUGCGGAUUCAACACGAACUGUACAGUGCAAAAUCACCGACCCAUGUGCUACUGCUACGACGGUUACGAGGGAGAUCCUUUCUCAGGCUGUGCCAAAGUCGUGUUCCCGGUGCAAAUGCCGUGCGAUCCUUCGCCGUGCGGCGCGAACGCCGUGUGCAAGGAACGGAACGGUGCGGGCUCUUGCACUUGCCUGCCGGAUUACACCGGCGAUCCGUACGAGGGUUGCCGGCCGGAAUGCGUGCAGAACUCGGAUUGCGCUCACACGAAGGCCUGCAUCAACAACAAGUGCAAGGAUCCGUGCAUAGGAGCGUGCGGGAUCAACGCGCAAUGCCAAGUUUAUAAUCACCAACCGUCGUGCAGUUGCCUUUCUGGCUACACCGGGGAUCCGCUGAAAUCUUGCCACGUGCCGAUAGAGCCUCCGGUGCCGGAUAAUACAUGCCAACCGUCUCCCUGUGGGCCGUAUAGCAACUGCCGUGUCAUCGACAAUCACGCGGUCUGCUCUUGCCAACCUAAUUACAUCGGCAGCCCACCGUCUUGUCGGCCGGAAUGCGUGGUCAGCACGGAUUGUGGUGCGAACGCGGCGUGCAUCAAUCAAAGGUGCAAGGAUCCGUGUCCCGGCACGUGUGGCGUGAACGCAGAGUGCCGAGUGAUCAAUCAUAAUCCGGUCUGCAUUUGCGCGAUCGGCUACAGCGGCGAUCCGUUCUUCGGAUGUGUCAAAGAAGAAGUGACAUCGACGCCGAAACCGAGUGGCAAUCCGUGCGUUCCCUCGCCGUGCGGUCCGAACUCCCAGUGUCGGGUGAUCGACGGCUUCCCAGCAUGCUCCUGCCUGCCGAAUUACGUGGGCCGUGCACCAAAUUGUCGUCCGGAAUGUGUUAUAAACGAGGGAUGUCCCGGAAACUUGGCGUGUCAGAACGAACAAUGCGUCGAUCCGUGCCCAGGCUCGUGUGGCGUCAACACCAACUGCAACGUCGUGAAACACAACCCUGUUUGCAUAUGCAACGAAGGCUACACCGGCAAUCCCUUCACGGAGUGUACGCUCAUCAUGGACGAACCUAUCACAACGGUACGCUACACCACGCCGUGCAAUCCGUCGCCGUGCGGCGCCAACGCCGUGUGCAACGAGCGAAACGGCGUCGGGUCCUGCACCUGCCUGCCGCAAUACUUCGGCGACCCGUACAUCGCCUGCCGACCUGAGUGCGUGACCAACGCCGACUGCGACCGCAGCAAGGCCUGUCUGAACAACAAAUGCGUGAACCCGUGCCCGGGGACCUGCGGCCAGGGCGCUACGUGCCGCGUCGUGAACCACGCUCCGUCGUGUUCCUGCCUGCCGGGUUACACCGGCGACCCGGUGAACGGCUGCACAGUGAUAGAGGUGACACCGUUGCCGCCACCGAUCGAUCCCUGCGACCCGUCGCCGUGCGGGCCCAACAGCAACUGCCGGACGCAGAACGGGCACGCGGUGUGCCUGUGCCAGCCAGGAUUCUCCGGGAUCCCGCCGACCUGCCGGCCGGGCUGCAUCGUCAGCUCCGAGUGUCCGCAGAAUAAGGCGUGCGUCGACAACAGGUGCGCGGACCCGUGUCCAGGCUCAUGCGGGCAGAACACCAACUGCCUCACGGUCAACCACAAUCCCAUCUGCAGCUGCGCCAACGGCUACGCCGGCGACCCCUUCGUGCACUGCUUCAAGGUCAGCACCGUGUCGCCGUUGCCGAAGGGCGAAGGGGACCCGUGCUCGCCGAAUCCCUGCGGCCCGAACUCGCAGUGCAAGGUGAUCGGCUCGCAUCCGGCCUGCUCCUGUCUGCUCAACUACAUCGGCCGCCCGCCGAACUGCAGACCGGAAUGCACCGACAACUCGGAGUGUCUCACCACUGCCGCGUGUAUCAACCAGAGGUGCAAGAAUCCUUGCCCGGGCGCGUGCGGCGAUCUCGCCAGGUGCACCGUCCAGAAUCACAUCCCGAUUUGCACCUGUCCGGAAGGUUACGAGGGCGACGCUACCGUGCGCUGCGACCUGGCACCACCGCCAGCGACAGACAAGUCUAUUCCGAACCCAUGUUUGCCGAAUCCUUGCGGCCCCAAUGCGCAAUGUCGCGAAAGGAACGGAGCGGGUGCUUGCGGAUGCCCGCCGGAUUUGAUAGGUGAUCCUUACGACAUUGUUAAAGGGUGCCAUAAAGAAUGCGAAACGAAUAAUGACUGUGCGCCGCAACUGGCAUGCGUUGGCUUCAAGUGCACGGAUCCUUGUCCCAAUACGUGCGGAACGUUGUCCAUAUGCAACGUACAAGCGCACGUUCCCGUUUGCCUGUGCCCGGCGGGAUACACGGGAGAUCCGUACUUCGCCUGUGAGAUCGUAGAAAUCACACAACAAGCGGAGCCGUGUUCCCCGUCGCCUUGCGGACCCAACAGCAAAUGUCGGGUGGUCAAUGGCCAGGCUGUGUGCACAUGUCUGCCAGAGUACAGAGGUAUUCCACCGUCGUGCAGACCGGAAUGCAUCGUUAACGCUGAGUGCCCACCGCACCUCGCGUGCGUGAACAAGAAGUGCGCGGAUCCUUGUCCGAAUACCUGCGGGCUCAGGGCCCAAUGUACCACCAAGAAUCACAACCCGAUUUGCACUUGUCCCUCCGGCUUCACGGGGGAUCCUUUCACCCUGUGCUCGCCGCAUAUUCUAGACGAGUUCCCGACGACCGAACGGCCACCGUCUUGCACUCCGUCGCCUUGCGGCCCGAAUUCCUUGUGCCAACUCAUAUCCGGUAAUCCUGCAUGCUCUUGUUUGCCAAAUUACAUCGGCGUGCCGCCUCAGUGUCGACCGGAGUGCAUUUUGAGCUCCGAGUGCAAGAGUCAUCUCGCGUGCGUCAAUCAGAAGUGUGCGGACCCAUGUCCGGGCUCGUGCGGAAUAAACGCUCAGUGUCACGUGCUGAACCACUUGCCGGUCUGCACGUGCAUGGAAGGUUUCAUCGGAGAUCCGUUCACGCAGUGCAGCGUUAUCCCGACAGUUACAGUAGCACCGUCCACCGACCCUUGCGCUCAGUCUCCAUGCGGCCCGAACGCCGUGUGCGACAACGGUGAAUGCAGGUGCCUGCCGGAAUACAUCGGCAAUCCCUACGAGGCCUGCCGUCCGGAGUGCAUUUUGAAUUCCGAGUGUCCUCGCGACAAGACGUGCCUGAGGAACAAGUGCAAGGACCCUUGCCCCGGAAUUUGCGGCCAAAACGCGCAAUGCGACGUGGUGAAUCACAUCCCCGUCUGUUCCUGUCCGUCUGGAUACGUGGGCGAUCCGUUCGUCAGCUGUCGCAUUCAGCCUACAGUACCGCUACCUCAGAAGGAUCCGUGCACACCUUCGCCUUGCGGACCAAACAGUCAAUGUCGCAACAUCGAGGAUCACGCAGUGUGCUCUUGCCUCCAAGGAUAUCUCGGCUCUCCGCCAUCCUGCAGACCGGAAUGUCUUGUCAGCUCCGAGUGCCCACCGACGAGAGCCUGCGUCAACAAGAAGUGCACGGACCCGUGCCUGGGCUCCUGCGGCCUGAACGCGAGAUGCGAAGUGAUCAACCACUCGCCGAUAUGCAGCUGCCUGCCCGGACAGACUGGAGAUCCGUUCAAGAGUUGUUAUGAUAUGCCAAUACCGCCAGAGCCGAAGGACCAGGGAGAUCCUUGCAACCCUUCGCCGUGCGGACCAAACGCUCAGUGUCAGAAUGCAAACGGACAAGCAUCUUGUUCGUGUUUACCCACGUAUAUCGGCACACCGCCAGCGUGUCGGCCCGAGUGCUUGAUCAACCCUGACUGUCCACACGAAAAAUCCUGCAUAAAUAUGAAAUGCAAGGAUCCCUGUCCAGGAUCUUGCGGCGAUAACGCCGAGUGCAAGGUAGUGAACCAUGCGGUAACCUGUUCCUGUAAGAUCGGCUUUACCGGCAAUCCGUUUGUGCAAUGCGUGUUGGAAGAGGAGACGAUCAAUCCCUGCGAGCCGUCACCAUGCGGAGCCAAUGCGAUUUGCCAGCAACGGGACAACGCGGGCGCUUGCAUCUGCAUCGACGAUUACCACGGCAAUCCUUACGAGGGCUGCCAGCCUGAAUGCGUUCUCAGCGCGGACUGUCCAACAAACAAAGCUUGUGUACGCAACAAGUGCAAGGACCCCUGCCCGGGCGUGUGCGGCGUUAGCGCUCAGUGCUCGGUCAUCAAUCACAUCCCCACGUGCACCUGCGAGCCCGGAUACGUCGGAGAUCCAUUCACGAUUUGCACCCUCCAACGGGAAACGGAAACCGAGCCGACCGUCCGCGAUCCAUGCUCGCCCACACCCUGCGGACCGAACAGCUUGUGUCGCGCGGUGAACAACCAAGCCGUGUGCACGUGCCAGGAGUCCUUCACGGGCACCCCGCCGAACUGCAAGCCGGAAUGCGUCGUAAACUCGGAGUGUCCGCAGAACAGGGCGUGCUACAAGUACAAAUGCACGGACCCGUGCCCGGGCACUUGCGGCGUCGAGGCCAAUUGUCGCGUCAUCAAUCACAACCCUCUCUGCAGCUGUCCGCAGGGAAAGACGGGCGAUCCCUUCUCCAGAUGUUUCCCUGAACCAGUUGUGCCGAUGCCACCGGUAGAUCCUUGCUUCCCCAGCCCGUGCGGACUUUACGCGGAGUGCAAAGUCGUCAACGACCAAGCCGCGUGCACCUGCCUGAAGAAUUACAUAGGCCUACCACCGAAUUGCCGCGCGGAAUGUGUGGUCAACACGGAUUGUCCGUCGGAUCAGGCCUGUAUCUCAGAGAAGUGUCGGGAUCCCUGCGUCGGCUCCUGCGGCCAGAAUGCCGACUGCCGCGUUCAGAAUCACAUACCAGUCUGCUUGUGUCAAUCUGGAUACUCUGGCGAUCCUUUCACGUUGUGCACAUUAAUCAUAGAACAACCAAAGGUUCCCGAAGAUCUCUGCAACCCGUCACCAUGCGGACCUAACGCGGAGUGCAACGAGGGCGUCUGCACCUGUCUUCCUAAUUACUUCGGGGACCCGUAUUCGUACUGUCGGCCGGAGUGUACGAUGAAUUCGGACUGUCCCCGCGUUAAAACGUGCAUUAAUCAGCACUGCGUGGAUCCUUGUCCAGGCACGUGCGGUCGUGAUGCGCGUUGCGACGUGGUCAAUCACGUGCCAAUGUGCAGCUGUCCACCUGGUUACACCGGAAAUCCGUUCCUUCUCUGCCGACCGUUCAUACCGGACGAUACCAUCAAGCAGCCUUGCACACCUUCGCCCUGUGGACCAAACAGCGUCUGCAAAGUAGUGAACGAUCACGCUGUCUGUUCUUGCCAACCUGGUUUAAUCGGCAGUCCACCCGCCUGCAAGCCGGAAUGCGUCGUUAGCGCGGAUUGUCCGUUGACACAAGCUUGUUUGAACAACAAAUGUCAAGAUCCGUGCCCAGGCACCUGCGGACAGAAUACGAACUGCCAAGUGGUCAAUCACAAUCCGAUAUGCAGCUGCGUCGUAUCUUACACCGGCGAUCCCUUCACUAUUUGCUAUCCGCAACCAAAAACGCCACCGGUGCCGACGAAUCCGUGCCAACCGUCGCCUUGCGGGCCGAACGCGGAGUGCCAAGUGAGGGGCGACAGUCCCGCGUGUUCGUGCAUCGAGAAUUACAUCGGCCUGCCGCCGAACUGCAGGCCGGAGUGCACGAUCAAUCCGGAGUGUCCGCCGCAGUUGGCGUGUAUGCAACAAAAGUGUCGCGAUCCGUGUGUCGGUCUGUGCGGUCUGAAUGCUCAAUGCUCGGUAGUGAAUCACCAAGCGGUUUGUGCGUGCGUCGCCGGAUACACCGGAAAUCCAUUCAGCGCUUGCGAACGAGUACCCGAGGAUACGCUCCCAGAUAUUAGAAAACCAUGCGAGCCUUCUCCAUGCGGCCUGAACGCGAUCUGUCGCGAAAACAACGGCGUCGGCUCGUGCACCUGUCCGCCGGACUACUUAGGCGAUCCCUAUACGGAAUGCAGACCCGAGUGCACGCAAAAUUCCGACUGUUACACGAGAAUGUCGUGCGUUGCCCUGAAAUGCAGAGACCCUUGCCCAGGCACAUGCGGAGUGAACGCCCAAUGUCAGGCGGUUAAUCAUCUGCCAAUGUGCACUUGUAUUCCUGGCUAUACGGGCAACCCCUUCACCUACUGUUCCCCGAUAGUCGAAACCCCCCUCCCGGAGGCAAACCCCUGCAGCCCAUCCCCAUGCGGACCGAAUAGUAAGUGCCGGGAUGUGAACGGCCACGCCGUUUGCACCUGUCUCCCGAACUUUAUCAGCAGCCCCCCCAACUGCCGGGCCGAAUGCGUGGUGAACAGUCAGUGCUCCCUGGAACUCGCAUGCAUCAAUCAGAAAUGCGCAUCGCCCUGCCCGGACGCGUGCGGAAUAAACACCCAGUGCAAAGUGAUCAAUCACAGCCCCAUCUGCAUCUGCAACCUCGGCUUUACCGGGGAUCCCUUUACGAGGUGUUUCCCAGCGCCACAAGCGCCGUUACCAGAUUAUCCUGUAGUACCCCAAGACCCGUGCAUACCGUCUCCGUGCGGCAUGUACGCGGAAUGCAGGAAUAUCGGUGGCACGGCCUCCUGCUCCUGCUUGCCGAUCUACAGAGGCUCGCCGCCGAAUUGCCGCCCUGAGUGCCGUGUGAAUUCCGAUUGCUCGAUGAAUCUCGCCUGCAGCAACGAAAAGUGCAGAGAUCCCUGUUUAGGCUCCUGCAGCAUCACUUCCUUGUGCACCGUGUACAAUCACGUGCCCGUGUGCACCUGUCCCGAGGGGUAUACCGGCGAUCCUUUCAGUAAUUGCUAUCCCAAGCCGAUCGCAACGGCGCCCACGAUUAUCGAUCCCUGCGACUUGAAUCCUUGCGGAUCGAAUGCGCGAUGCAAUAAUGGCGUUUGCGUGUGCCUGCCCGAAUACCACGGUGAUCCUUACGUGGGUUGUCGUCCCGAGUGCGUCAUGAACACCGACUGCGCUCAUGAUCGCGCGUGCAUCCGUAACAAAUGCGCGGAUCCCUGCCCGGGCACGUGUGGUCGCAACGCAUUGUGCUCCGUGUACAAUCACAUACCUAUAUGUACCUGUCCCGCCGGGAUGGCCGGCAAUGCCUUCGUCCAGUGUUCCAUUGUUGAAGAUUCCGUGAAGGGGAACCCUUGCUCACCCUCGCCCUGCGGACCCAACAGUGUCUGUCGAGAGAACAACGGGCAACCGGUGUGCUCGUGUGUCGCCGGAUUCCUCGGCGUACCGCCGACCUGCCGGCCGGAAUGCACCGUCAGCUCCGAGUGUCCGCUGACCGAAGCUUGCAGCAAUCAAAAGUGCAUAAACCCCUGUCUCGGUGCAUGCGGAAUUCGAGCCACGUGUCAAGUGAUCAAUCAUAACCCGAUCUGUAGCUGCCCGGCCGAACUCGACGGAGAUCCGUUCAUUCGAUGCAUUCCACGACCACCCGAGCCCGUGGUACAGACAAACCCCUGUGUGCCGUCCCCGUGCGGACCGAACGCCGAAUGUCGGGUUGUAGGCGACAGCCCCUCGUGCUCUUGCCUACCCGAGUUCCUGGGCAUACCACCGAAUUGUAAGCCGGAAUGUGUCAGCAACAGCGAGUGUCCCUCGCAUUUGGCGUGUAUAAAUCAGAAAUGCAGGGACCCGUGCGAAGGCUCGUGCGGCGCCAAUGCCGAGUGUCGCGUGGUGAGCCACACACCCAUGUGCGUUUGUCCCAACGACUUCACCGGCGAUCCAUUCACGCAGUGCACAAUCAAGCCACCCACGCCGAUCGCGAUAUCGCCCUGCAAACCAUCGCCUUGCGGCUUUAACGCCGUCUGCAAGGAGCAGUACGGCGCCGGAUCUUGCUCUUGUCUGCCCGAUUACGUCGGCAAUCCUUACGAAGGAUGCCGGCCGGAAUGCGUUAUCGACACGGAUUGCAUAUCCACCCUUGCUUGCAUACAAUCCAAGUGUCAGGACCCGUGCCCCGGUACUUGCGGACAGUUCGCUGAGUGUCAAGUCAUUAACCAUCGACCCACCUGCACGUGUAUUCCCGGCUACAGCGGCAAUCCCUUCCAGUACUGCAUUGUGAUUCGCGAUAUUGUCGAGACUCCGAAGGAUGUCUGCAAUCCGUCGCCUUGCGGGCCCAACAGUCAGUGCCGCGUUAAUAACGAUCAGGCGGUUUGUUCUUGUCUACCGACGUACAUCGGUAGUCCACCCGCAUGCCGCCCUGAAUGCGUAACCAGCUCGGAUUGUUCGCUCAUGCUCGCUUGCGUGAAUCAAAAAUGCCAAGACCCCUGUCCCGGCUCCUGCGGCAGAAACUCACAUUGCAAGGUCGUCAAACACAGUCCGAUCUGCUCCUGCAGGAACGGCUUUACCGGCGAUCCAUUUACCGUUUGCUUCCAAACACCUGUGAGCCCGCCCGUGGUAAACGACGUCGCGAGAGACCCGUGCAUACCGUCGCCCUGUGGCGCAUUCUCCGAGUGUCGCGACAUAGGAGGAGUACCAUCGUGCUCUUGUUUACCGGAGUACAGAGGCAGUCCGCCGAAUUGCAAGCCGGAAUGCACCAUCAAUACAGAGUGUCCGGCUAACAUGGCCUGCAUGCAACAAAAAUGCAGGGAUCCUUGUCCGGGCUCGUGCGGCAUCCUGGCCGAAUGUAGUGUCGUUAAUCACGUGCCGAUUUGCUCGUGCCUGCCCGGCCACACCGGCGAUCCUUUCACCAGUUGUACCCUAAGUCCAACCGUCAGCCCCGUCGAAAAGGACCCCUGCACACCUUCACCUUGCGGAUCCAACGCGCGGUGCGACAGAGGAGUCUGCACUUGCUUAGCGGAGUAUUUCGGCGACCCUUACAGCGGCUGUCGGCCGGAGUGUGUGUUGAACAACGACUGCGCGAAUACGCGGGCAUGCGUGCGCAAUAAAUGCGUGGACCCUUGCCCGGGCAUUUGCGGGCAGAACGCCGUGUGCGAUGUGUACAAUCACGUGCCCAUGUGCAGUUGCCCCGCGGGAAUGGACGGAAACGCUUUCGUCCUAUGCUCUCCCGUUCCAGCACCCACCAUUCGAGACCCGUGCAAUCCGUCCCCGUGUGGUCCCAACAGUCAGUGCCGACAGAAUAACAUGCAGGCUGUGUGUAGCUGCAUAAGCGGCUUUGUCGGAGCACCGCCGACUUGCAGGCCCGAAUGCGUGAUUAGCUCGGAUUGUCCAAAAAGCGAGGCGUGCACCAACCAGAAGUGUCGGGAUCCUUGCCCCGGAAGUUGCGGACGCAACGCAAUCUGCAACGUUAUCAAUCACAACCCCGUUUGCUCGUGCCGCGGUGGAAUGACCGGGGAUCCCUUCAUCAAUUGCUUCCCACUUCCUGAAACUCCGAUACCCGUGGUCGAUCCCUGUCAGCCAUCGCCGUGCGGACCGAACUCGCAGUGUCAAGUGGUCAAUGACCAACCCUCUUGCUCGUGCUCGCAAGAAUUUAUCGGAUCACCACCGAACUGCCGGCACGAAUGCGUCAGCAACGGCGAAUGUUCGAACAAGAUGGCCUGCGUCAACCAGAAAUGUCGCGAUCCGUGCGUCGGCGCGUGCGGACUCAAUGCCGUUUGCAACGUUGUCAGCCACACACCGAUGUGCGCGUGUACAACCGGUUACACUGGCGAUCCGUUUACACAGUGCUCUCCCCAACAAUUCGACAUACAGCCUAGCGUACCGACACCGUGCACGCCAUCUCCGUGCGGUGCGAACGCGGUGUGCAGAGUCCAACAAAACGCGGGUUCCUGCACAUGCUCGCUCGAUUACAUCGGUAACCCUUACGAGGGCUGCAGACCCGAGUGCACGCUUAAUUCGGACUGUCCGUCUAAUCAAGCCUGCAUCGGUCUGAAGUGCAAAGACCCGUGUCCGGGGACCUGCGGCCAGAACGCGCAGUGCUACGUGAUCAAUCACGCGCCAACUUGCACUUGCUUCGAGCGAUACACGGGAAAUCCAUUUAUAUUCUGCAAUCUUAUCGUCGAAGCCCCGGUUGUGUCGGAUAACGUGAAUCCAUGCCGGCCGUCUCCCUGCGGACCGUACAGCCAAUGCAGAGAGAGCAACGGCCAAGCCGUUUGCUCGUGCCUUCCAACUUACGUAGGCGCACCGCCCGGCUGCAGGCCGGAGUGCACAGUUAGCACGGAUUGCGCGACGAAUCGCGCAUGCGAGAACAACAAGUGCGUCGACCCCUGUCCCAACUCGUGCGGUCAAGGAACGACCUGCAGGGUCGUGAAUCACAGCCCGAUAUGCAUGUGCAAACCCGGAUUCAGCGGCGACCCAUUCACCCGCUGCUCAUUCAUUCCGUCCGUACCGUUGCCGAGUCCGCCUUCGGACCCCUGCUUCCCCUCUCCUUGCGGGCCGAAUUCGCAAUGCCGCAAUAUCAACGGUUACCCAUCGUGCUCCUGUAUGCUUAAUUACAUCGGUACACCGCCGAACUGCCGGCCCGAGUGCGUCAUCCCCGCGGACUGCCCGAGCAAUCAGGCUUGCAUUCGCGAGAAGUGUCAGGAUCCCUGUCCGGGUUCUUGCGGCCUGUACGCCGACUGCACCGUUCACAACCACAUCCCGACCUGCAGGUGCAUAGAGGGUUACACUGGCGAUCCGUUCAUCGGUUGCCAGCCUGUGCCAAUCAAAGACGAGGCGCCGGUAAUCGACCCGUGCAGUAAGUCACCCUGCGGACCGAACGCCCGGUGCAACAACGGCCUUUGCACUUGCAUCCCCGAGUACUUCGGCGACCCGUACGCCGGUUGCCGGCCGGAAUGCGUGCUCAGCACGGACUGCUCGGCUGACAAGGCGUGCAUACGAAACAAAUGCGUAGACCCUUGCCCGGGCACUUGCGGACGCAACAGCCUCUGCAACGUCAUCAAUCACACGCCGAUGUGCAGCUGCCCUCGCGGCACUGUCGGCAACGCGUUCAUCGCUUGCGACGCGAUGAAAGUUCCGCCGGAAACGAGACCGUGCAACCCGAACCCCUGCGGCCCCAACAGCAUAUGUCGGGAGUCGAACGGACACGCCGUGUGCACCUGUGCGCCCGACUUCCUCGGCUCGCCGCCCCUUUGCCGACCCGAGUGCACCCUGAGCUCCGACUGCCGGCAGAACGAGGCCUGCGCCAAUCAGAAGUGCAAAGACCCUUGCCCCGGCACGUGCGGCAUCCAGGCGAGAUGUGUGGUCGUCAACCACAACCCCGUGUGCUCGUGCCCCGAGCGCUACACCGGCGACCCCUUCAUCAGAUGCGACGUGCUAAGUAUAAUACCGGUAGAGCCCGUAAAUCCCUGCCAGCCUUCACCCUGCGGUCCGUACGCCACAUGCCAGGUCAUUAACGAAUUGCCGUCCUGCUCGUGCCUGCCCGAGUACAAAGGCUCGCCCCCGAAUUGCCGGCCCGAAUGUAUCUCCAACCCCGAGUGCCCCGGCCACCAGAGUUGCGUGCGGCAAAAGUGCAAGGACCCCUGCCCAGGUCUAUGCGGGGAGAGUGCGGAGUGCGCCGUGGUGCAGCAUGUGCCCCAUUGCGUCUGUUCCUACGGUCUCACCGGUGACCCGUACACGCGCUGCUCCGUCAUACCGAACAAAGUGGAGCCGGAACCCUCGCCCUGCGCGAUCUUCGAGUGCGGCGCGAACGCGAUAUGUAAGGAGCGAGACGGUGUCGCGGUUUGUCAAUGCACUUCCAACUACAUUGGCAAUCCGUACUUAGCGUGUCGGCCCGAAUGCGUCAUUAAUCCCGACUGCCCGUCCAAUUUGAUGUGCGUGAGAAACAAAUGCGUUAAUCCCUGCGCGGGCGUGUGCGGCCGGAACGCCGAGUGCUCGGUAGUCAAUCAUCAACCGAUGUGCACCUGCCUCCCCGGAUAUACCGGAGAUCCCUUCAGCAAUUGUUUCAUAAGUCAAAUAGUCGAAGACGAGAAUGUAUGCGCCCCGUCACCUUGCGGACCCAACAGCAAGUGCAAAGAGGUGUCUGGACAGGCGGUCUGCUCGUGCCUGCCAGCUUACGUCGGGACUCCGCCGGCGUGUAGACCCGAGUGCGUCGCUAGCUCGGAGUGUCCCUCCCAGUUAGCGUGCAAGGACUACAAAUGCGUGAACCCUUGCCCCAGCCCGUGCGGACUCAAUAGCAAUUGCGCGGUGGUUAAUCACAGCCCCAUCUGCAGUUGCAUGCCCGGUUACAGCGGAGACCCGUUCACCAUAUGCACAUCGAUUCCACCUGUGGUUCCACCGGGCCCGAUAGAGAGAGACCCAUGUGUGCCGUCCCCGUGCGGUAGUUUCGCCCAAUGUAGAAACAUCGGCGGCUCGCCCGCCUGCACCUGCCUGGAGAAUUACACGGGCCGGCCGCCCAAUUGCAGACCCGAGUGCACCAUACACUCGGAGUGCCCGAGCGACAAGGCCUGCGUCAACAUGAAGUGCGUGGACCCCUGUCCGGGCUCCUGCGGCACCAAUGCCCAGUGCUCGGUGAUUAACCACAUCCCCACGUGCAGAUGCCCCGAAGGUUACACCGGCAACACAUUUACCCUUUGCGAGUUGAUACCAGCGACACCGAUCCCGUCACCGGUCGAAGACGCCUGUGUCCCGUCGCCCUGCGGCCCCAACGCGGAAUGCUUCGACGGUAUCUGUACCUGUCUGCCGGAGUUCCGAGGAGACCCCUACGUAGGUUGCCGGCCGGAAUGCGUUCUAAAUACCGAUUGCCCCCGCGACCGGGCGUGCGUGCGAAACAAGUGCGUGGACCCUUGCCCGGGAGCCUGCGCCGUUAACGCCCUGUGCACCGUGAUCGGCCACGUUCCCAUGUGCAGUUGUCCCGGGAACAUGACCGGCAAUGCCUUCAGCCAAUGCACACCUAUACAAGACAUGCCACCCGCUAAUCCCUGCGGCCUCUCGCCCUGCGGACCUAACAGCGAAUGCCGCGUAGUAAACAGCCAGGCGGUCUGCUCAUGCAUUAGAGGCUACCUAGGUAGUCCCCCAACUUGCAGGCCCGAAUGCAUAGUCAGUACGGACUGCUCGCAGGACCAGGCGUGCAACAACCAGAAGUGCGCGAACCCUUGCCUGGGAAGUUGCGGGAUCGGCGCGUUGUGCCACGUGGUGAAUCAUAAUCCCAUCUGCAUUUGUCCUCCCUCCCAAACGGGCGACCCCUUCGUUAGGUGUAUCAAUGAGCCACCGCCCACACCAGCUCCUUCCACGCCGUGCGAACCGUCCGCCUGUGGUCCCAACUCGAAGUGCCGGCCGUUCGACGGCAUAUCUCUGUGCUCGUGUCUGCCCGGUUUCAUCGGCAGUCCGCCCAAUUGCAGAGCGGGAUGCGUCAGCAACAGCGAGUGCGCCAAUCACCUGGCCUGUAUCAAUCAGAAAUGCCAAGACCCGUGCGCCGGUUCUUGCGGCGCGAACGCCAAUUGUCACGUGGUCAGUCACACCCCGAUGUGCACCUGCGUGACCGGUUACACCGGCGACCCGUUCACCCAAUGCGUUUUCAGGGAGCCCACGCCACUGCCGCCCGCGCCCGUUGAUCCUUGCACUCCUUCUCCCUGCGGCUCGAAUGCGGUGUGCAAAGAGUUCAACGGGGCCGGUUCGUGCACGUGCCUGCCGAAUUACACCGGCAACCCGUACGAAGGCUGUCGGCCGGAGUGCGUGUUGAAUACGGAUUGUCCCGCCAGUCUGGCCUGCAUCAAUAUGAAGUGCAGGGACCCGUGUCCGGGAUCGUGCGGGCGCAACGCGUUGUGCCAAGUGGUCAACCACUUGCCCGUCUGCAACUGUUACCCCAGAUACACCGGCAACGCCUUCCUCUACUGCAGCCCGAUAGAGAUAGAAGGAGACGACGUCGUUAGUCGUCCCUGCGAGCCGUCACCCUGUGGACCCAACAGCAAGUGCCGCGUCGUGGACAACACGAGCGUCUGCACUUGCCUGCCCACCUUCCUGGGAAGCCCGCCGAACUGCCGUCCCGAGUGCACGGUCAGCGCCGAGUGCGCUUUUAAUUUGGCGUGCAUCAAGAACAAAUGUAGCGACCCUUGUCCCGGAUUGUGCGGUUCCAACACGAGAUGCGAGACGAUCCAUCAUAACGCCAUAUGCUCGUGCCGACUGGGCUACACGGGUGAUCCGUUCGUUGCCUGUUUCGAAAUGCCACCCCCGGAUAAAGAUCGUCCACUCGUGAAUCCUUGCGCGCCCUCACCAUGCGGACCCUAUUCGGAGUGCCGUGACAUUAAUAGCCAAGCGUCCUGCGCUUGUCUGCCGACGUACAUGGGAACACCGCCUAAUUGCAGGCCCGAAUGUUUGAUUAACUCGGAAUGCCCGAGUAAUCAAGCGUGCAUACAGAGAAAGUGCCAGUAUCCUUGCGACGGAGUAUGCGGAGUAGGAGCAACUUGUAACGUCAUUAGCCACUUACCCUCGUGUUCCUGUCCGAACGGCUUCACCGGAGAUCCGUUCGUGAUAUGUAAACCAAUCCCAGAGGAAGAUACGACGCUCAAACCAACGGAUCCGUGCUUAAACUGCGGUGCAAACACGCAGUGUCUCAAUGGUGUGUGCACCUGCCUUCCCGAGUAUCAGGGAGACCCGUAUUUGGGCUGUCGUCCAGAAUGCGUCUUGAAUCCGGAUUGCCCGAGGGACAGAGCUUGCAUUAAGAACAGGUGUCGCGAUCCUUGCGACGGGAUCUGCGGCUAUAACGCUCUGUGUUCCGUCGUGAAUCACAUUCCGGUCUGCACUUGCCCACCAGGAAUGUCGGGCAACGCGUUCGUAGCGUGUUCCCCGAUAGAAGCACCGAUACCGAAAGAUCCAUGCAACCCGACACCAUGUGGACCAAAUAGCCAGUGCCGAAAGAUAAACGAGCAGGCUGUCUGCUCGUGUAUACCCGGAUACCUGGACUCACCGCCCAAUUGCCGAGCCGAGUGUAUUAUCAGUUCCGACUGUCCCGCGAACAUGGCCUGCAAUAAUCAGAAAUGCAUUGACCCGUGUCCCGGAACGUGCGGUAUCAGAGCUCAGUGCACCGUAGUCAAUCACAACCCGAUCUGUUCUUGCCCUGCCGAGUUGACCGGCGACCCCUUCACACAGUGCAUCCCAAGACCGGAGCAACCUCCAACACCCGUUAACCCCUGCGUCCCAUCUCCGUGUGGGCUCAACAGUCGGUGUCAGGUCGUGAACGACGCGCCCUCGUGCAGUUGCCUGGCAGAGUUCAUCGGCGAACCGCCGAACUGCAGGCCGGAAUGCGUUAGUAACAGCGAGUGCUCCACGAACUUGGCGUGCAUCAAUCAGAAGUGUCGCGAUCCUUGUCCGGGAUCCUGCGGACUUAACUCGGACUGUCGGGUGGUCAGUCACACGUCCAUGUGCGUGUGCAUUACCGGAUACGAGGGCGAUCCGUUCGUACAAUGUAACCCCAAGAGAAGCGAAGUUCCGAGUGCCGUAAAACCAACUCCCUGUAUUCCGUCGCCCUGCGGCUUCAACGCGAUGUGUCGCGAACUGAACGGCGCUGGUUCGUGCACAUGUCAACCGGACUACAUAGGCAACCCGUACGAAGGCUGUCGACCCGAAUGCACGAUGAAUUCCGACUGCACCGCGGAUCGCGCAUGCAUCGGAUCGAAAUGUCAGAACCCUUGUCCAGGCUUCUGCGGGUACAACGCGGUGUGUCAAGUGGUGAAUCACGCGCCGUUGUGCGUGUGUCAGCCCGGCUACAGCGGCAACCCAUUCAUCUCUUGUAAUAUCGUGGAAGAUUCGAAGCUAGAGAGCAACCCAUGUAGCCCGUCUCCCUGUGGACUUAACAGCCAAUGCCGCGAAUUGAACGGUCAGGCGAUCUGCUCGUGCUUGCCCACGUUCAUCGGCACCCCGCCGAGCUGUCGUGCCGAGUGCACCGUUAGCUCGGAUUGCCUUCAAAAUCGCGCGUGCAAGAGCCGCAAAUGCGUGGACCCGUGUCCGGGCAUCUGCGGCAUUAACGCAAGAUGCGAAGUGAUCAAUCACAGUCCGAUUUGCAGUUGCAACCAAGAUUUCACCGGCGAUCCCUUCGUAGCGUGCUUCCGUGUAGAAGUGGACAAAGACACCAUCCCUACGACGCCGACGAACCCGUGCGUGCCGUCCCCUUGCGGCCCGUUCGCCACUUGCCGCGACAGCGGCUACGGUGGCGUGCCGUCCUGCACAUGCAUGGAGAAUUACAUCGGCAGCCCGCCGAACUGCCGGCCGGAGUGCACCGUGGAUUCCGACUGUGGCAGCAACAGGGCUUGCCUCAGACAGAAAUGCAGAGACCCGUGCCCGGGCUCGUGCGGUAUCGGAGCGCAAUGCCUCGUGGUAAAUCACAUGGCCGUUUGCCUCUGCCCGAAGGGUUAUACCGGAGACGCCUUCGCCAGCUGCUACCCGGAACCUCCCCCUGCGCCGGUGCCGCAAGAUCCUUGUAACCCGAACCCGUGCGGUGCCAACGCGGUGUGCCGCGACGGCAGUUGCGCCUGCCUGCCCGAGUAUCACGGCGACCCGUAUUCCGCGUGUCGGCCCGAGUGCGUGCAGAACCCGGACUGCCCGUUGGACAAAGCCUGUGUCCGCAACAAGUGCUUCGACCCAUGCGCCGGAGCUUGCGGGCAGAACGCCAAGUGCACAGUCAUCAAUCACACCCCGAUGUGUACCUGCCCCGACGGAAUGUCCGGCAACGCGUUCGCGGUGUGUUAUCCGGCUGAAGAACCCGCGGUGGUUGAGAACCCGUGCAGUCCGUCGCCCUGCGGCCCGAACAGCCGCUGCCAGAGCUUUAACAACCAAGCGGUGUGCUCGUGCGUGCCCGGCUACAUAGGGAAUCCCCCGGCCUGUCGCCCCGAAUGCAUCGUCAACACCGAUUGCGCGCUGAAUGAGGCCUGCAUCAACAUGAAGUGCGGCAAUCCAUGCUUGGGCACGUGCGGCAUAUCCGCUCGUUGCCAAGUGCUCAAUCACAACCCGAUCUGCAGCUGUCCUCCCGCAUUUACCGGCGAUCCGUUCCUACACUGCACCCCGAGACCCGAGAACGUGCCGAAACCAGUAAACCCGUGCCAACCUUCGCCUUGCGGCCCGAACGCCCAGUGCCAGGUCGUCAACGACUCGCCGUCGUGCUCGUGCAUGCCGGAAUACAUCGGGACACCGCCGAACUGUAGGCCGGAAUGCAUCAGCAACAGCGAGUGCCCGAGUCAACAGGCUUGCAUCAAUCGCAAGUGCAGAGACCCGUGUCCCGGAUCGUGCUUCGCCCUGGCCGACUGUAAUGUCGUUAACCACGUGCCCACUUGCUCGUGUCGCGCCGGUUACACGGGCGAUCCGUUCGUUCAGUGCACGAUCAAGGAGAGCGAACCACCAGCACCGAGUCGGCCUUGCCAACCGUCCCCGUGCGGUACGAACGCCGUGUGCAGGGAACAAAACGGCGUUGGUUCCUGCACAUGUUUGCCCGAAUACAUCGGGAACCCCUAUGAAGGAUGCCGCCCCGAAUGCACCCUCUCUUCAGACUGUCCCGCGCACUUGGCCUGCAUCGGGUCGAAGUGUCAGAAUCCGUGCCCGGGCUCGUGCGGCGCCAAUACCAAUUGCCAAGUCGUCAACAAUGUCCCCGUUUGCACGUGCAUCCCCGGUUACACCGGCAAUCCGUACAUAAACUGCGCUUAUCAGGCUCUCGAGAUUCCCGAGGACGACCGUGAGCCCUGCAAACCAUCCCCCUGCGGCCCGAACAGUCAAUGCGCCAAUAAUAAUGGUCAAGCGAUCUGCUCUUGCUUGCCCAAAUUCAUCGGAGCCCCGCCGAAUUGUAGACCGGAGUGCUUGGUGAAUUCGGAGUGCGGAUCGAGCCGGGCGUGCGUGAAUCAGAAAUGCGUGGACCCGUGCAUCGGUACUUGCGGCCGCGACGCCCAAUGCAAAGUCAUACACCACAGCCCGAUUUGCAACUGCCCGAACGGCUUCACCGGCGAUCCCUUCAUCUACUGCUUCCCAGCGCCAAUACCAGAACCGGAAGAUCAGUACCCGAAGGACCCGUGCUUGCCGUCACCUUGCGGACCGAACGCUCUGUGCAGAGCCAUCGGCAGCACACCAGCGUGCAGCUGCAUGCAGAAUUACAUCGGUGUGCCUCCGAAUUGCCGGCCCGAAUGCUCAAUUAAUUCGGACUGUCCCGCUGACCAAGCCUGCAUGAGAGAGAAAUGCAGGGACCCUUGUCCGGGAUCGUGCGGCCUCCUGGCGCAAUGCACGGUGAUAAAUCACACGCCCUCCUGCGUCUGUCCCGAAGGAUACACCGGCGAUCCCUUCGUCAGUUGCAACCCUGCGCCUCAGACACCCCUACCGCCCCCCGACCGAUGCAACCCAUCGCCAUGCGGCCAGAACACUCGGUGCAACGACGGAGUGUGCACAUGCGUACCCGAGUACUUCGGGGACCCAUUCGUCGGCUGUCGGCCGGAAUGCGUCAUCAACACCGAUUGCCCGCGCGACCGGGCGUGCAUGCAGCACAAGUGCCGCGAUCCGUGCGCCGGCACGUGCGGCCUCAACGCCGAAUGUAACGUCGUCAAUCACCUGCCGAUGUGCAGCUGUCCGCGAAACAUGACCGGCAAUGCGUUCAUUUCCUGCAUCUUCAUCGUCCAAGAUACGAUCACCUCCGAGCCGUGCAACCCGUCCCCCUGCGGACCGAACAGCCAUUGUCGCGUGUCGAACGGCCAGGCGGUAUGCGCGUGCAUCGCCGGCUUCAGAGGAGCCCCGCCGUCCUGCCGGCCGGAAUGCCUCAUAAGCUCCGACUGCGCUCGCAAUCGCGCCUGCAGCAACCAGAAGUGCGUCGACCCGUGCCUCGGCGCGUGCGGAAUAGCCGCGCAGUGCGCGGUCAUCAAUCACAACCCGGUGUGCAGCUGCCCGACCUUGUACACGGGCGACCCGUUCGUCCGGUGCUUCCCGCAACCGAAAGAACCGCCACCACCGCCGACCGACCCCUGCCGACCUUCGCCUUGCGGCCCGAACGCGCUCUGCCAAGUCCUCAACGGAGCUCCGUCCUGCUCGUGCUUGCCGCAGUUUAUCGGGGCCCCGCCUAGGUGUAAGCCGGAGUGCGUGAGCAACAGCGAAUGCCCCAGUCAACAGGCUUGCAUCAAUCAGAAGUGCCGGGAUCCCUGUCCGGGAUCGUGCGGCACGAAUGCCGAGUGUAAGACUGUCAGUCACACCCCCAUGUGCGUUUGCGCCGGAGACUUUACCGGGGACCCCUUCAUCCAAUGCAGCCCCCGGCCGAUUGAGACACCACUCGUCCCGCUAAACCCAUGCCAACCGUCGCCGUGUGGCGCGAACGCUAUGUGCCGGGAAGCCUCCGGCUCGGCCUCCUGCGUCUGCCUGCCCGAUUUCUACGGGAAUCCUUACGAAGGUUGUAGACCUGAGUGCGUGAUCAAUUCCGACUGCACGUCCAAUCGAGCAUGCAUAAGGAACCGAUGUCAGGACCCCUGUCCAGGAACGUGCGGCGUCAACGCGAUCUGCGAAGUCAUCGGUCACAUACCGGCGUGCAGCUGUCAGACCAGAUACACAGGGGACCCGUUCAGAUAUUGCGAGCCCAUACAAGAAACCCCUCCAGCGCCCAUGGGCGAUCCUUGCCGGCCAUCUCCCUGCGGGCCGAAUAGCAACUGCAUAAACCUGAACGGAAAAGCCAGCUGUUCGUGCCUGCCGAAUUACCAAGGAUCUCCUCCCGGGUGCAAGCCCGAGUGCGUCCUUAACACGGAAUGCCCCAUGAAUCGCGCGUGCGUCAAUCAGAAGUGCGUUGAUCCGUGCCCAGGUGUGUGCGGCAUCAACGCCAAGUGCAGUGCCUUAUCCCACAGCCCGUUCUGCAGCUGCGGACCUGGUCUGAUCGGAGACCCCUUCGUCAAGUGUUUCGACAUGCCUUUGAUGCCCGCACCACCACAGCAGGCGAACCCUUGCAUCCCGUCGCCCUGUGGCCCGUUCUCCACGUGCCAAGACAGGGGAGGCUAUCCGUCUUGCACAUGCAUGCCCAAUUACAUCGGAUCGCCGCCGUACUGCCGCGCCGAGUGCUCGAUCGAUUCCGAUUGCACCCGUGACAAAGCCUGCAUCCGAGAGAAAUGUAGAGAUCCUUGCCCCGGCUCCUGCGGCUUUAACGCCCUGUGUACCGUAAUCAACCACACCCCGGCUUGUACGUGCCCCGACGGAUACACGGGCGACCCCUUCAGCAAUUGUUACCCGACACCCAUGCAGAUCCCUCCGGCAAAGCCAGACCCGUGCAACCCGUCGCCAUGCGGACCGAACGCCGAGUGCACAGGCAACGGCGUGUGCAAGUGCAUAGCCGAGUACCGCGGCGACCCGUACCGAGAAUGCCGGCCGGAGUGCGUGCAGAACUCCGACUGUCCGUACAACAAGGCCUGCGCCAACAACAAGUGCGUGGACCCCUGCGUCGGAAUCUGCGGACAGAACGCGGAGUGCGCGGUGGUCGGCCACAUAGCCACCUGCAGUUGCGCUCAGAAUUACGAGGGCGAUCCGUUCACCCUGUGCACGCGCGUGAAACCACGCGUGAAACCCUGCGAGCCCUCUCCCUGCGGACCGAACAGUGUCUGCCGCGAGUUCAGCGAGCAGGCCUCUUGCUCUUGCCUACCCGGUUACUUCGGGGUCCCGCCGAGCUGCAGACCCGAGUGUCUCGUUAGCACCGACUGCGAGCAGAGCAAGGCCUGCGUUAACACCAGAUGCCGCAAUCCCUGUGAGAACGCGUGCGGCCCGAACGCACUGUGCGUCGUGCGAAAUCACAAUCCUAUUUGCAGGUGCCCCGAUCAGCAUUCCGGCGACCCGUUCGUGAAUUGCUUCCCCAUAACACCAUCGGACGUAGAACCCUCCAGGGACCCGUGUUACCCUUCACCGUGUGGACCGAACUCGCAGUGCGCGAUAUCCGCUGAUAAUAAACCCUCCUGCUCCUGCUUACCCACCUUCAUAGGAUCUCCGCCCAAUUGUAGACCCGAAUGCCGUGUAAACAGCGACUGUCCCGCCAAUCGAGCAUGCAUUAAGCAGAAAUGUAACGACCCGUGCGUUGGAUCGUGCGGACUCAAUGCACUGUGCCAAGUCACUUUGCACCAAGCCCGAUGCACCUGUCCCGAAUCAUACACCGGAGACCCGUUCACAGUUUGUUCUGCGAUACCAUCAACUCCAGUACCACCGACACCCUCCAGACCGUGCAGCCCCUCGCCGUGCGGUAUAAACGCGUACUGCCAUGAGAGAUUCAACACGGCCAUCUGCGAGUGCAUACCGAACUACAGAGGCAACCCGUACCAAGGCUGUCAACCGGAGUGCCUCGUCAACACCGACUGCCCGCAGUCGCAGGCCUGCAUAAGAACCAAGUGUCAAGAUCCUUGUCCGGGAACUUGCGGCGUUGGUGCGAUCUGCACAGUGUCGAAUCACGUCCCCAUCUGUUCGUGCCCGCUGCCAACGAUCGGCGACGCUUUCACGCUUUGCCGAGUCCCCGUGGAAGAUACUAAAGAAACUGAUCCAUGCUAUCCCUCACCGUGCGGCCCGAACACCGUCUGCGAGAAAAUCGGCAAUACUGCAGUUUGCAAGUGCCUACCCGGACUGCAAGGUGUCCCGACGAGUGUCACCGGUUGCCAUCCGGAAUGCGUGCUUAGCUCGGACUGUCCAGGCGACAAGGCUUGCAUACAGAGCAAAUGCAGGGACCCGUGUUCUCAAAAUGUGUGCGGCAGCAAGGCGGUGUGCAAGACGAUCAAUCACAGUCCUCUCUGCAGCUGCCCGUCUCCCUUGAUCGGUAACCCCUUCGAGGAGUGUUACACGAAAAUCGAAACCAACCCCUGCAGCCCCUCGCCUUGCAAUUACAACGGCGAGUGCAGAGUGAGGAACGGCGUCGCGGUCUGCAUCUACCCCGAGUGCGUCAUCAAUACCGACUGUCCACGCGACAAGGCAUGUUUCUCGCAAAAAUGCCGGGAUCCCUGCAUCGGCGCGUGCGGCAUCAAUUCUCUCUGCCAGACCGUCAAUCACAAGCCGGUGUGCUCCUGCCCGGUCGGUUUCACCGGCAACGCGCGAGUGCAAUGUACAAUUCCAACCCUCGCAGAGCCAGUCCCAGAGUGCACGCAGAAUACCGAGUGCUCGAACGACAAGACUUGCUUCAAUCAAAAGUGCGUCGAUCCGUGCACCUUGGACUCCUGCGGCCUCAACAGCCGCUGCCACGUGACAAUGCACAGAGCCAUAUGCGUCUGCAACGAGGGAUUCACCGGGAACCCUCAGCAAUAUUGCCACCAGCUUGGUUGUCGCAACGAUAACGAGUGCCCAUUGAUCCAGUCCUGCAUCAACAACGAGUGCAUUGACAUUUGCCUGGUUACACAGUGCGGUCUCAACGCAUUGUGCACCGCCGACGGAUACCACAGGACUCGAUGCUACUGUCCAGACGGCUACACGGGCAAUCCGUACGAAGUAUGCGAGAGGCCGGAAUGCACCAGCGACAACGACUGCGCUCCGUUCCUGGCCUGUCGCAACUUGAAAUGCGUCAAUCCUUGCAACUGCCCGCCACCGGCUUUGUGCACCGUCGUCAAUCAUCGGUCAGUCUGCAAGUGUCCGCCUGGCUAUACCGGCAAUCCUUACACCUCGUGUCUCCUGGAACCGCUGGAGCCGAAGGCCGAAUGCCAAGUCGACGGUGACUGUCCCAGCAAGCUGGCGUGUUUCAGCGGUAUUUGCAAAGACCCGUGCGCGGAAACGAAGCCGUGCAUCGCUAGCGCCAGGUGCAGCGUCGUGGAUACCUUGCCGAUGAGAACGAUGAUCUGCGAAUGCCUGCCGAACUACGCCGGCGACGCCACCGUUCUCUGCGUGCCGGUGGACAAACAAAUCGCCGCGAUCUGCGAGAGCGACUCGCAAUGUACGCCGGACUUGGCCUGCCUCAACCGCCGAUGCAUCAACCCCUGCAACAUCAACCCGUGCGCAUCGAACGCGGAGUGCCACAUCGAGAACCAUCGUCGCGCGUGCCAGUGUCCUCGCGGAUACUCCGGAGACCCGUUCAUAAAUUGCUACGAAGAAAACGUGGUCCUGCCGGAAUGCAGAACAAACACCGAGUGUCCGUUCGACAAAGCGUGUAUCAAUCAACUUUGUCAAGACCCGUGCUCCAGCAAUCGCUGCGGAUUUAACGCCGAGUGCAUCACGAUCAAUCAUCAUCCAUCCUGCCACUGCCAAGGCGGUUUGGCCGGCGAUCCGCAGCUUCAAUGCUUCAGACCGGAAUGUAAGACAGACAACGAUUGCCCUUACGACAAGACCUGCCGAAACGACAACUGCGUCACUCCCUGCCUCGUCGGCGACGUCGUGUGCGGCCGUGGCGCGGAAUGCAGAGCGGUGUCUCACCGAGCUCAGUGCAUUUGUCCGCAAGGCACUCAGGGUGAUCCGCGAGUGGCGUGCAUUUCGGCGAUUUGCCACUACAACGAGGACUGUGCUGAUCACGAGGCCUGCGACAGAUUGAACCGAGUUUGCAGACCGGUCUGUGACGACGACGCUUGCGCCGAAACGGCGACCUGCGUCGCGCGCGACCAUCAGCCGAAGUGCACGUGUCCUCCGGGCACUACCGGAAAUCCAUAUAUAACCUGCGUUGGCGCUCCUAUCGUACCCGAGUGCACGCAGGACAGCGAAUGCGCGUUGAAUCUUGCCUGCAUCAACACCAAGUGUCAGGAUCCUUGCGCCUCCGGCGGUAUGUGCACCAGCGAGCAAGAGUGCAAAGUGUUGAACACCGUGCCGCUUCGCACCAUGAUCUGCUUGUGUCCACCGAAUACGAUCACCGAUGAGAAGGGACAGUGCAAGCCGAUCGUGCUGGGCGAUGCACAAUGUCAUCUGGAUCAAGAUUGCGCGAACCACGAGAAGUGUCUCGAUGGAACAUGCGUGGACGCCUGUUUGACCACUCAGUGCGGCUUCAACGCGCAGUGCAAGUCCACGUCUCACACCGGCAUCUGCUUCUGCUCGCAGGACUUCACGGGCAACGCUUACAUAGAAUGCAUAAGAGUCCCGGUCACUACCUUACCAGGACAUCGGCCGGAGUGUUACGCAAGCAGCGAGUGCGCGCGCGACAAGCAGUGCGUCAAUUCGCUCUGCGUAAACCCGUGCAUCGCCGGCGAUCCUUGCGGUAGGAACUCCUUGUGCCACGUUGACCAUCACGAUCCGAUCUGCAAGUGUCCGAUCGGCUACAACGGCGAUCCCAGGAUCAAGUGCAUACCACCCGAGAUCGUGCCCGAGUGCGUGUCGAACAGCGAAUGCGCAGGGAACUACGCGUGCGUCAACAACGCGUGCAUCAAUCCGUGCAAUUGCGGACCGAACGCCAAGUGUAACGUCGUCAACCAUUAUCCUUCCUGCAUAUGUCUGCCGGGCUACUCCGGCAAUCCUCAGCUGGGAUGCUUCAAGCUCGAUUGCGAGUCCGACAGCGAGUGCGAUUACGCGGCCACCUGUUACAACGGCCAGUGCGUCAAUCCCUGCAUCCUGGACAACAAAUGCGCCAUCAACGCGGAAUGUUACGGGAAAAAUCACCGGUCAGCCUGCCGUUGCGGUCCAGGUUACUACGGCAAUCCUCAGGUUCACUGCGAGAGGGUCGAGUGUAAUACGGACCACGAUUGCCCCGGUAACCUGGCGUGCAACGAUGGCCGCUGCGUGAAUCCCUGCGCCGAGAGCUCACCAUGCGCACAGAACGCGGUCUGCUACGUCCAGGAUCACAUAGCCUCCUGCCGCUGUCCCGAGAACCUCCCGCUGGGGAAUCCGUUCUCCUACUGCGAACGACGUCCCGUGGAGGAGAUCGACCAGCCGGAAUGCAGAGUCGAUAUCGACUGCUCGGACAAACUGGUGUGCAUCCGAGAGAAAUGCAUCGAUCCUUGCCCGGUCAUCAAGCCGUGCCUGGAGAAUGCCCGCUGCGACGUUCUCGACACGGUGCCGGUGAGGACCAUGAUCUGCACGUGUCCGGAGGGAUGGAUCACCGACGUCGACGGAGUAUGCAGGCCAAUACAACUGACGGUGAUCGGGACGUGCACGAGCAACGACGACUGCGGCGACCGCGACGCCUGCGUCAACCGGCAAUGCCGCAACCCGUGCAACUGCGGCGCCAACGCCGUCUGCUACGUGAGGAAGCACAAACCGGUGUGCUCGUGCGAGCAAGGCUACCAGGGCAACCCGGAGAUCGCGUGCCACUCGGUCGAGUGCCGGCACCACAGCCAGUGCACGAUCGACAAGGCCUGCGAGAACAACAACUGCGUGAACCCGUGCCUGAUCGCGGACCGGUGCGGCACUAACGCCGAGUGCUUCCCGAACAACCACGUGGCCGACUGCCGCUGCCGCAAAGGCUACCACGGCAAUCCCCUGGACCGCUGCCGCGUGAUCGGCUGCUACAGCAACGGCGAUUGUCCGGGCGAUCACUCGUGCAUCAACAUGCAAUGUAUCGACCCCUGCGUCCACGACAACCCCUGCUCGGCUCGAGCAGAGUGCAGGGUUCUGAACCACCUGCCGAUAUGUCGCUGCCCGCCCCACUUCACCGGCAAUCCCUACGUCAACUGCCGGCCGGAAGAGCGGCCGGAGUGCAGAGAAGACAGCGACUGCCCAGACUCGCUCGCCUGCCUCGGCGACAAGUGCCAGGACCCUUGCCCGGUCAUACAGCCGUGCACGGAGCCGUCCGAGUGCCGGGUCCUGCCGACGCACCCGGUACGCACCAUGGUGUGCGUCUGUCCCAGCGGCUACGUCAGCAGCGGCAGCGGUACUUGCCGGGCGACCAAGCCGAUCCUCAAGAUCGAGUGCACCAAGGACGACGACUGCGCGCCUGAGCGGUCCUGCAUCAACGCCGUCUGCAGGGACCCCUGCGCCUGCGGACCCAACGCUGUCUGCAACGUCGUCAAUCACAAGCCGAUAUGCUCGUGCACGCCGGGAUACGACGGGAAUCCGGAUAUCGUCUGCAGGAAAGUUGCAGGAUGCAGGACUGACGGCGACUGUAGCGGCUCGCACGCGUGCGUCCAACGCAACUGCGUGCCGGUGUGUUCGCCAUCCUUGGCUUCCUGCGGCAGAAACGCGGUGUGCCACGGUAUAAAUCACAAGGCCAUCUGCGAAUGUCCACCCGGCUUCGGCGGCAACCCGAGAGUUUCCUGCGUGCUCUUAGGAUGCAGAAGCAACUCGGACUGCCCGACGAAUAAAGCGUGCAUUAACAACCGCUGCGAAAAUCCGUGCGCGGUGAACCCGUGCACCGGCGAUAUGGAGUGCAACGUGUACAAUCACGUCGUGGAAUGCGCGUGCCCGCCCGGCUACGUCGGCGACGUUAGAACCGGAUGUACCAAGGUUCAAGAAAAAUGCAAAGCGGACAACGAAUGCCCGUCUCAGACCGCGUGCUUCAACGGACAAUGCAUCAAUCCCUGCACGAAGAUCGAGCCCUGCGGUGUCAACGCGGUGUGCAAGGUCUUGGACACCAGCCCAGUUCGAACCAUGAUUUGCGAGUGUCUCCCAGGAUACCGUGGAAACGCAGUUGUCCGUUGUGAGAAAGCGAGUGUGUGUCCGGUCGAGAAGGGCCAGGUUCGCGACGAGUACGGCAACUGCGUCUGCCCGCCAGGAUUCGGCAAGGACGAGAACGACGAUUGCAUACCUUGCCGCAGGCAGUCCAACAUGGUGAUAAACGAGGACGGCUAUUGCGUGUGCGACCUGGAGAAGGGCUUCAGCAUCGACGAGUACGGCCGUUGCGUCUGCCCGACGCAGCACGGAUACAGGAUCGACGCCAACGGAUAUUGCAGAACCGUCGGCGUGAUAGAAUGCAGACGUAAUGACGACUGCGCCGACGACAAAUACUGCGAGAAGACCACCCGGACGUGUCAGGAUCCUUGCAAGAAGCAAGUGUGCGGCGUGAACGCGCUUUGCAACGCCACCAGGCACCAAGCUGUGUGUGUCUGCGUCAACGGCUACUUGGGCAAUCCUUAUACGCAGUGCUACGACCGAAAGGACGGCCGAACGGACUUCCCGAAACCGGAGAUGGACGUGAGCUGCUUGUCGGACGGGGUGCAGGUUGUGAUACACUUGCACCAGGAGUUCGACGGGGUUCUGUACGUGAAAGGACGUAGCAAAGACGAACAGUGCAGACGGGUUGUCUCGAUACCGGCCGAAACCGAGCACAAGACGGAAACCUUCAAAGUCGCAUUCGGCAAUUGCGGACUGAUACAUGUGAAUGGACAAGCCAGCUUCGUGCUGGUCAUACAGAAGCACCCGAAAUUGAUGACGUACAAGGCACAGGCUUAUCACAUCAAAUGUAUAUAUCAGACCGGCGAACAAAAUGUUACCCUCGGCUUCAACGUCUCCAUGCUGACGACAGCCGGAACGAUUGCCAACACCGGUCCACCGCCCGUAUGUCUGAUGAAGAUAGUUGCGCAGAACGGAAAUGAGAUUAAUUCGGCCGAAAUUGGGGACAAUCUGAUGCUUCAAGUGGAAGUUCAACCUUCAUCCAUUUACGGUGGGUUCGCGCGGAAUUGCGUCGCUAAGACGAUGGAGGAUAAUCUGGAGAACGAGUACAUCGUGACGGACGAGAACGGCUGUGCGACGGAUCCUACGAUAUUCGGCGAGUGGGAGCAAAAUCCCGAGACUCAAUCGUUAAUGGCUAGUUUCAACGCGUUCAAGUUCCCCAGCAGCGACAAUAUCAGAUUCCAGUGCAACAUCCGCGUGUGCUUCGGCCGCUGUCAGCCUGUCAACUGUCGAGGCUACAACGCUUUCGGCCGUCGCCGCAGGGACGUUGAUUCCGAAGUGAACGACACAUCUCUAAGCAUAUCCGACGGUUUUGAGGGCCAACUUCGUGAAGAAAUAACGAUCCAGUCGAACCUAAUAUUCACUCUGGAAAGGAGGGAGGAGAGGUACACAGCAGAUCCAGCUGAAGCUCCUUCAGCGCAAAGAGUGGAAGAUAUCUGUGUUUCUAUGGUCGGCUUUAUCAUAGCACUGAUAAUUACGGCGCUCUUGGCACUGGUUGCCGUAGCUAUCGCUGUGUCAUGCUGGCUUAUGGCGUAUCGACGUCAGCCAAAGACUGCUGGACCACUGCCACACCCACCAGAGUUCCCAAACCCCUUGUUCACUACUGAAUCGGUAGCUGAACCUUCUCCUGACUAUCACCUAUCAUAA
Messenger RNA from Dinoponera quadriceps, 34675 nucleotides. RefSeq lists its product as uncharacterized. The transcript is spliced from 113 exons. The record is from RefSeq and is a predicted model, not a curated record. Bases 44 to 34675 code for a protein of 11543 amino acids. Gene Ontology annotation, molecular function: calcium ion binding. NCBI's taxonomy places the organism in Eukaryota, Metazoa, Arthropoda, Insecta, Hymenoptera, Formicidae.